This is a messenger RNA of Euleptes europaea (tarantolino), 1210 nucleotides long. It is a transcript of the gene PDCL3, whose product is annotated as phosducin like 3. The transcript is spliced from 6 exons. Gene Ontology annotation, biological process: angiogenesis; protein folding; positive regulation of gene expression. Gene Ontology annotation, cellular component: cytoplasm. The coding region runs from base 1 to 1101 and encodes 366 amino acids. NCBI's taxonomy places the organism in Eukaryota, Metazoa, Chordata, Lepidosauria, Squamata, Sphaerodactylidae. The record is from RefSeq and is a predicted model, not a curated record.
AUGCAGGUGAGCCACGUGGCGACCGACCUGCGGGCAGGGGAAAGGCGCGAGAGGGGCUCCCAGCCCGGAGCAAAGCCUCCACGCCGCCCUCCGUGGUGGCCCUCUGGAGCCCCACUGAACGUGAUCAGUUCAGUGGAGCUCCAGAGGGCCACCAUGGAGGGCGGCGUGGAGGCUUUGCUCCGGGCUGGGAGCCCCGGCGAGUGGGCUGCUCGGAGGAGGAAGGCCGCGAGAUGCACCCCCCUCCCCGUCCCCCUCCCCUGCAUUCCCAACCCGGAAGACGGCCAUGGCCGGAUAUCGGAGUACCAAGCUCCACGUGACUCUGCUCCUUUCGGUCGGGAGGGAGGCUUCCGCGUGUUAUCUUCCUCCUUGCUUGCCGGGGAUCCUAAUGCAGACACGGAGUGGAAUGACAUCCUACGUAAAAAGGGCAUCCUUCCUCCAAAAGAGAAGCUAGAAGAACAGAGGCAGGCAGAAGAGGAAAGGGAGCAGCAGAUCCUACAGCAGCAGUCAAUUGUGAAGACCUAUGAAGAUAUGACCCUAGAAGAACUAGAAGAAAAUGAAGAUGAAUUCAAUGAGGAAGAUGAACGUGCUAUUGAAAUGUACAGGCAGCAAAGAAUAGCUGAAUGGAAAGCAUCUCAAUUAAAUAAAAAAUUCGGAGAACUUCUAGAGAUUUCAGGACAGGAUUACGUCCAAGAAAUUACUAAAGCUAGCAAGUAUAUAUGGGUGAUAUUGCACCUUUACAAGCAAGGCAUUCCUCUCUGUGCCUUGAUAAAUCAACACUUAAAUGGACUUGCAAAGAAGUUCCCUGAAGUCAAAUUUGUCAAAGCCAUCUCUACAACUUGCAUACCCAACUACCCUGACAGAAAUCUCCCCACAAUCUUUGUCUACCUUGAAGGGGAUAUCAAGGCCCAGUUUAUUGGACCACUGGUGUUUGGAGGGAUGAACCUGACCAGAGAUGAAUUGGAAUGGAAGAUUUCUGAAUCAGGUGCCAUCAAGACAGACCUGGAGGAAAACCCCAGGAAGCAGAUCCAGGACCAACUGAUGACAUCAAUUAAAUGCUCUGUUCCAACAAGGAGAGAAGAAAGUGACUCAGAAGAUGACUAAGACUUCCUAUAUGUGACAAGCUGCCCAAUCCAUGCUUACUCAGAAGGAGGUCCAGUUGAAUUCUGUGGGACUUGUAAAUAAGAAUGCACAGGGUUGCAAUCUAAAUGCA